GUAGCCGAGAGACUGCUUUCACCUACGCCGUCAGUGCUGCCGGGGUGGUGAACGCCAUCAGCCGGGCUUGCCGUGAAGGAGAGCUCUUGACCGCCCGGCCCAAGGACUUGCCCCGCGACUGGCUGUGGGGUGGCUGCGGGGAUAACGUGGAGUAUGGGUAUCGUUUUGCCAAGGAAUUUGUGGAUGCCAAGGAGAGGGAGAAGAACUACGUGAGAGGUUCAGAGGAGCAGGCGCGCAUGCUGAUGAACUUGCAGAACAAUGAGGCUGGUCGCAGGGCCGUGUACAAGCUGGCGGACGUGGCCUGCAAGUGCCACGGUGUGUCAGGCUCCUGCAGCCUCAAGACCUGCUGGCUGCAGCUGGCUGACUUCCGCAAGGUGGGCGACCUGCUGAAGGAGAAGUACGACAGCGCCGCUGCCAUGAGGAUCAGCCGCAAGGGCAAGCUGGAGCUGGUGAACAACCGUUUCAACAUGCCGACACAAGAGGACCUGGUCUACGUUGACCCCAGCCCGGACUAUUGCCUGCGCAAUGAGACCACUGGCUCACUGGGCACUCAGGGCCGACUGUGCAACAAGACCUCGGAGGGCAUGGAUGGGUGUGAGCUGAUGUGCUGCGGACGGGGUUAUGACCAGUUCAAGAGCGUCCAGGUGGAGCGUUGCCACUGCAAGUUCCAUUGGUGCUGUUAUGUCAAGUGUAAAAAGUGCACAGAGAUCGUCGACCAGUACGUCUGUAAAUGAAAAGAGCCACCAAAGCAACAAAUCUA
Phaethon lepturus (White-tailed tropicbird) is the source of this 760-nucleotide messenger RNA. RefSeq names its product protein Wnt-5b-like. The record is from RefSeq and is a predicted model, not a curated record. Gene Ontology annotation, cellular component: extracellular region. Gene Ontology annotation, molecular function: frizzled binding; cytokine activity. NCBI's taxonomy places the organism in Eukaryota, Metazoa, Chordata, Aves, Phaethontiformes, Phaethontidae. Gene Ontology annotation, biological process: neuron differentiation; multicellular organism development; cell fate commitment.